Anarrhichthys ocellatus (wolf-eel) is the source of this 1105-nucleotide messenger RNA. RefSeq names its product ras-related protein Rab-11B. The coding region runs from base 172 to 828 and encodes 218 amino acids. The transcript is spliced from 5 exons. The record is from RefSeq and is a predicted model, not a curated record. NCBI's taxonomy places the organism in Eukaryota, Metazoa, Chordata, Actinopteri, Perciformes, Anarhichadidae. Gene Ontology annotation, molecular function: GTPase activity; GTP binding.
CUGCAGAGUUGGGAGCUCUCUUUCUGCGGCCAGCUCGCCUUGACAGCCAACACUGGCGCAGAGUCUCCGCGCAAACCUUUUCCUCAUUUUUCUGUCAUAUAACGACAAUUCACACCCAUACUUUAAAGACAUCCUCUUCGGGAGACGAGCGUCGGAGCGGCCUCGUCCAGAAUGGGGAACCGAGACGAUGAAUACGAUUUCUUGUUCAAAGUUGUGUUAAUUGGGGAUUCGGGCGUAGGGAAGAGCAACCUGCUCUCUCGGUUCACCCGAAAUGAGUUCAACCUCGAGAGUAAGAGCACCAUCGGAGUGGAGUUUGCCACGCGCAGCAUUCAGGUGGACGGCAAGACGAUAAAGGCUCAGAUCUGGGAUACAGCAGGACAAGAGCGCUACAGAGCCAUCACCUCGGCAUACUACAGAGGAGCGGUGGGGGCGCUCUUAGUGUACGACAUAGCCAAACACCUGACCUAUGAGAAUGUGGAGCGCUGGCUGAAGGAGCUGAGAGACCACGCCGACAACAACAUUGUCAUCAUGCUGGUUGGCAACAAGAGCGACCUGCGCCACCUCAGGGCCGUGCCCACAGACGAGGCCCGGGCCUUCGCAGAGAAGAACAAUCUGUCAUUCAUAGAAACUUCAGCCUUGGACUCAACAAACGUUGAAGAAGCCUUUAAGAAUAUCCUUACAGAAAUCUACCGCAUCGUCUCGCAGAAGCAGAUUGCUGAGCGGUCUGCCCAUGACGAGUCCCCAGGAAACAACGUGGUGGACAUCAGCGUGCCACCCACCACCGACGGCCAGAGGGGGAGCAAACUGCAGUGCUGUCAGAACCUGUAGCCCACGGCAAACGUCCCUCUUCACCUGGGUCGAUUAUUAAUUGAUAUCCAGUGUUGGUAUGCUUCCAUCUGCCUGGGGUGCCAUAUUGUCUGAAUCUGCACUUCUUAGAUCAGUGGAGUCAGUUCCGUUAUGCCACAAACGAUCAGUACCAGAAAGAGCUGCUUGAUUUGAUUUCAAAUUGUAAUCUGACCCUGACUGAUGGUAAAGCGUAUGUAGCGGCCACAGUUACCCAUGAUAGUGUAGCGUAGCAGAAUAGCUUUGCCUGAGACCUUGUAAA